Messenger RNA from Heterobasidion irregulare TC 32-1, 666 nucleotides. RefSeq lists its product as uncharacterized. The transcript has a single exon. Lineage: Eukaryota; Fungi; Basidiomycota; Agaricomycetes; Russulales; Bondarzewiaceae. The record is from RefSeq and is a predicted model, not a curated record. The coding region runs from base 1 to 666 and encodes 221 amino acids.
AUGGCCUCGCCGGAACUCGCUGCCACGACCGAGUUCCAGCUCGCGCUCCCGUUCACACUCCAGUCCGCCUCUCCGUCCAUUGCAGCCUGCCAUGCGGCCAGAGUGCGUCUGCUCCACCCGGAUCACCCCCCUCUAUCCCCCUCAAAUUGCCCCAAGUGCGGCCGCUUCCUCCUCGACGGUGCGGGAACCGUUCGCAUGACCCGCAUGAAACACCCUCGAUCGCGACUCAAGACCAACGCCCUCGCGCGUUCCAUUCAACACAUCUGUCACUCUUGUGGCCAUCUAACUCGUGUCCCCAUUUCGGCCGGAAACGCAUCUUUGUUCGCCCGUGUUCGAGGGCACGUCUCAGAGCCCAAGGUCUCCAUCAGAGCCAUCGAUCCCCCCGCCAUGCCUCACCCCCCCAAACACGAUCCCCUUCAACCUGGAGAUCCGCCGAACGGCCGCUCCAGAGCCUCGUCAUCUAUGACCGUCCCUCAACCCCAAUCUCCCUCCCCCGCGCCCACACCCACGCCCCUCAGCUCACAGCCUCGCGCAUCAAAAAAGUCUCGCCCAAAAAAGAAGGCUGGCUUGCAGGAAAUGUUGGCCAAAAAUAAAGAAAGACAAGCAAAGGAGAAGGCAGGGGGUGCGGGAACCACUGGCUUGGCUGCCUUUUUGGGUGGUCUAUGA